CACCCACCUGUGCCACUCUGCAGUGUCACACACCUGUGCCCAGAAGUGCCACCUACCUGUGCCCACCAGUGCCACCCACCUGUGCCCACCCACCAGUGCCACCCACCAGUGCAGCCCAGCAGUGCUGCCAGUCAGUGCCACCAGUCAGUGCCCAGCGGUUGUGCCAGUCAGUGCCGCCAGUCAGUGCCCAGCAGUGAUGCCAGUCAGUGCCUGCCCUUUAGUGCUGCCUAUCUGUGCCCAUCAGUGCCGCCUAUCAGUGCCCAUCAGUGCUGCCUCAUCAAC
Molecule: messenger RNA, 282 nt
Organism: Staurois parvus
Lineage: Eukaryota; Metazoa; Chordata; Amphibia; Anura; Ranidae
Source: the annotation of a GenBank genome assembly